Saprolegnia diclina VS20 is the source of this 1392-nucleotide messenger RNA. RefSeq lists its product as hypothetical. NCBI's taxonomy places the organism in Eukaryota, Oomycota, Saprolegniomycetes, Saprolegniales, Saprolegniaceae. Gene Ontology annotation, cellular component: mitochondrion. The transcript is spliced from 9 exons. The coding region runs from base 12 to 1298 and encodes 428 amino acids. Gene Ontology annotation, molecular function: pyruvate dehydrogenase (acetyl-transferring) kinase activity. The record is from RefSeq and is a predicted model, not a curated record. Gene Ontology annotation, biological process: regulation of glucose metabolic process; protein phosphorylation.
UUGGGGCCGUCAUGAUCAUGAACGUCUUGCGCCGGCCGCAGCCCCUCACGCGCCAUGCGCGGAGCUUUGGCAUCGCCCACGACGAGAUCGUGGCCCUCGCGCAGGUCUCGCCGACGCCGCUGACGCUGCAGCAGAUGAAGACGUUCGCGACGAACGGCCCCGAGCUGCGGCUCAAGGCGGCGGCCUUUCUGCACAAGGAGCUGCAGAUCCGCUUUGCGCGCGCAAUUGUCGAGCUCUCGGAGCUGCCGAUUGGGCUCAACGAGACAAAAGCCGUUCAAAUGGCCAUCCGCAACUACACGGACCACCUCGAGAGCGUGCGCGCGGCCAAGGUCCCGACGACGCUCGAAGAAGACGCUGUGUUUACGACCAUGAUCCGCGCCAUGAAGAAGCGCGGGUCCAACUUGGUGCCGCUUAUUUGCGGCGGGCUCCAAGAAGUGAGCCACACGGAAGAGGGCCGUAACGCGCUGCGUCUCCAAGAGAUCCAAGACAGCGUCAACACGCGCUUGGACACAUUCUUCCUCUCGCGCAUUGGCAUUCGCAUGCUCAUCGGGCAGCACUCGACGGACGGUGGCCGCGUCAAGCUCUGUGAUGUGCAAGACAUUGUCCGUGAAGCGACCGAGCGGGCGAGUGCGCUCUGCGAACUGUACUGCGGCACGCCGCCCAAGGUCAUCGUCAAGGUCGCUGCGAACGGCGCAGCGCCCUUCAUGUAUGUGCGCUCGCACUUGCAUCACAUGGUGUUUGAGCUGCUGAAAAACUCGAUGCAAGCCACGGUUGAGCUCUACGGCCCCAAAUCGCCGCGCCGCGAAACGUGCUCGGUCAUGGACACCAAGCCCAAGAUGAACCACAUGAGCCCUCUCCUUGGCUUUGUCAUUCCCGAUAUGGACCAUUUGGACGGUAUCUCAAUCUUCCCGCACCACGCCAACUCGCUGCGGGGCGACUUGCCGCCCAUCACGGUCGUCAUCUGCCAAGGCCAAGAAGAUUUGACCAUCAAGAUCUCGGACGUGGCUGGCGGCGUCCGUCGCAGCGAUUGGCACCGUUUGUGGUACUACAACCACACGACGGCGAGCCAGGAGCCGCCGCAAGCGCUCGCGACUGGCGAUUUUCGCGAGCAUUUCAGCGGCGGCGGCUACGGGCUGCCGAUUGGCCGGCUCUUUGCGCGGUACUUUGGCGGCGAAAUCACGUUCCUCUCGUCCGAGGGGUAUGGCUCGUCGGCGUUCAUUCAAGCGCACCGCCUCGGGAAACAAACCGAGCUCGUGCCGGGCCACACCAACUUUACGCUCCAGCCGCUUAAAUUCUAAGGCCCACUCCGCAACAAUUUAUACAUUGGUCGUCCACUUCACAGACAUAUUGUCCACACAACGCUCGACGCGUUCAAAUUCAACGACUGCCCAC